GACAGCCGUUAUUUGAUUUUGUCAUAGUUUCUGUUUGAAACUUUAAAUUCACAAUUUUCAUGUUAUUAAUGCGAUAUAUGUGUAACAUUUGUAAAGUGUUAAAUAAUUCUGUUAUUUAGUGAAGAAUAAAUGCAAUAAACAUCAAAAUGAGUUCGGAUAACUCAGAUUCUGGUAGUAUUGCUCUUUCGUUGGUUGCCCAGUUUGAUGAUAUCAAUCGUUUGAAUAAUGUACUUAAUGAUGGAGCUGCAGAAGAAUCGUUCCUAUCAUUUUUAAAUCAAAUGCAAUGGGUGAUGAAUCAAUGGGCCACUGCGGAAGCGGAGGCAGUGAGACUGCAGAAGGAAUUGGAUGAAGCUCAUAGAACUCUAACAAAAUCUGAAGCAAAAUUUGCUCAUGUAAGGAAAAUGUUGGAUGGUGAGAAAAGAGAGAAGAAUAUUUAUCUGAAAAAAUACAAUGAACAGAGCAAACUCUUAGAUAUGGCAAGGGAUUUGCUCUUCAAUGACAAUCGUGCGAAACUGAACGAUGAAACACUGCAGAAGCUGGCCUUCUUAAAUGGUACCGCACAACAAGACCACAACGCCAAACUGACCGGUGUACCGGAACUCAACUCAACCGGUACGCUGCUGUCGGAGAUGUCGUACUCUCGUUCGGAGGACGACCUGGACCUGUCGCUGGCGUCGACGCGGCGGUCGUGGGUGCAGCGCGGCCAGUGGGCGGCGCGCGAACAGCUGCCCAACAAGAAGAGACGCUCCUCUUCAUCAUCCGUUGCCAAGACGGUGGAGUUGCAGAGCGGCAAGGUGCUGGCCACCGCGACCACCACGCUGACGCUGGAGCGUGCCCCCACCUGCCAGGACCUCAAGCCGCCGCAGAACUUCCAACCGAUAUCAGAGAGCAGCGACGAGGGCCCGCCGCCGCGCAAGUCGCCGGCGCGCUCCGCACGGCACCACCCCAUUGAGGUGCACUGCACCCCCCCGCCGCCCACCGCACCCUCCGCACCCCCUAAGUCAGAGAGCGAGAGCGCAUCAGACAGCCCGAUGUGCGCGGUGGCGGGGGCGGGGGUGGGGGCGCGGCCGCAGCGCACGCCCUCGCUGGUGUCGUCGCCGCGCGCGCGUCUGCGACAACACAACUUCGUCGCCAAGAACUUCUACAAGCGGGAGACGUGCGGGCCCUGCGGCAAGACUAUAAAGUUCGCGAAGGUGGGUGUGAAGUGCGAGUGGUGCCGCGCGCAGGCGCACCCCGAGUGCCGCGCGCUGCUGCCGCUGCCCUGCGUGCCGCCCGGCCGCGCGCAGCACCAGGAGGGCGGCAGCAUCGCGGAGUACGCGCCGAGCGCCGCGCCCAUGGUGCCGGCGCUGCUGGUGCACUGCAUCAGCGAGGUGGAGCGCCGCGGCCUCACCGAGCGCGGGAUCUACCGCGUCUGCGCACUCGACAAGGACGUCAAACGACUCAAGGAGCGGUUCCUGCGCGGCUGCGGGUCGCCGCAGCUGUCGGGCGAGGAGGUGCACACGGUGUGCGGCUGCGUGAAGGAGUUCCUGCGCUCGCUGCGGGAGCCGCUGGUGACGCACGCGCUGCGCCCCGACUUCGUGAGCGCCGCGCGCCUGCCGCCGCCCGACAGCGCCGCGGCCGCCGUGCACGCGCUGCAGCAGCUGCCGCAGCCCAACCGCGACACGCUCGCCUUCCUCAUGCUGCAUCUGCAGAAGGUGUCGGAGAGCCCGGAGUGCGAGAUGGGCGUAGACAACUUGGCGAAGAUGUUCGCCCCCGGCGUGGUGGGCUACGGGCUGGCCAGCGGCGCCGCGGAGAUGUACAGCGCCACCGCACACAUGUUCAGUGUGAUGCAGCUCCUGCUGAACCUGCCGGGCGACUACUGGGCGCAGUGGGCGUGCCCCGCGCCGCCCAGCGCGCCCGCCGACACGCCGCGUGCGCUCGCCGCCGCCCCCAAGCCCAGGGGAUUCUUCUUCUCCCCUGCCGACACAGGGGUUGCCAGAAAGAAGAGAAAUUAUUUUCAGUGACAUUUGAAAUACAACUUUAAACUUUACCAUUAGAAUAAGAUUGAUUUUUUGCAAAAAAAAACAGUUUAGUUAUUACUUCGAAUUACAAUU
This is a messenger RNA of Papilio polytes (common Mormon), 2093 nucleotides long. Its product is annotated as rac GTPase-activating protein 1-like. The transcript is spliced from 13 exons. The record is from RefSeq and is a predicted model, not a curated record. Lineage: Eukaryota; Metazoa; Arthropoda; Insecta; Lepidoptera; Papilionidae. Gene Ontology annotation, biological process: signal transduction. Bases 147 to 2003 code for a protein of 618 amino acids.